Messenger RNA from Acanthisitta chloris (rifleman), 8595 nucleotides. RefSeq names its product FRAS1 related extracellular matrix protein 2 (gene FREM2). The transcript is spliced from 24 exons. The annotation marks the transcript as partial. Gene Ontology annotation, biological process: cell communication. Gene Ontology annotation, cellular component: membrane. Lineage: Eukaryota; Metazoa; Chordata; Aves; Passeriformes; Acanthisittidae. The record is from RefSeq and is a predicted model, not a curated record.
GCCGGCGCUGAGAACGUGGCCCCCAAACCCAGCUUCUUGGCCAUGCUGAUGAUGGAGGUGGACCAGUUUGUCCUCACCGCCCUGACGCCUGACAUGCUCUCGGCUGAGGAUGCCGAGUCGCCGCCCGAUCUGCUGCUCUUCAACAUCACCUCUCCCUUCGGCCCUGGCCAGGGCCACAUGGUCAGCACAGAUGACCGGAGCUUGCCCGUCACCUCCUUCAGCCAGAGGGAUGUGAGGGAGCUGCGCAUCGCCUACCAGCCGCCCGUGGAGGACUCGGAUCGCGAGAGGCUCUUUGAGCUCGAGCUGGAGGUGUUGGACCCCGAGGGUGCUGCCUCGGAGCCCUUCGCCUUCGUGAUCGUGGUGAAGCCCAUGAACACCCUGGCGCCUGUGGUGACUCGCAACACUGGCCUUGUGCUGUAUGAGGGGCAGUCGCGGCCUCUCUCGGGCCCAGGUCCCAGCCCCAACCUGGUGAUCAGUGACGAGGAUGACCUUGAGCAGGUGCGGGUGAGUGUGGUGGCAGGGCUGAGACAUGGCCACCUCACGCUCCUGAACUUCACGGUGGCCGAGCUGGCAGCAGGCUGGGUCAUUUACCAGCAUGACGGCAGCGAGUCUCCACUCAGUGACAACCUGGUGCUGCGGCUGGAAGAUGGUGGCUCUCGCCACCGUGUUGAGUUCCUUUUCCCCAUUACCCUGGUGCCCACUGAUGACCAGCCACCCCUACUUAAUGCUAACACAGGGCUCGCCAUGGCUGAGGGUGAAACAGUGCCCAUCACCACCCGUGCUCUUAGUGCCACUGACAUUGACUCGCAGGAUGCCAUCCUGCUCUUCAUAGUGGAGUCUGGCCCCACUGCUGGGCAACUCCUCCUCCGUCAAGCACAGCCACCUCCUGGCUGGGAAGAGGAGGAAGAAGAUGAGCACUUCUCUUGGAGGAGGGUGCCAGGUUUAGUGGGGAGCUCUCUCAUCUAUGAAAAGCCAGUGAGAGAGUGGCUGCAACAGGACAUUGUGGAAGGGCGUCUCUAUUACCACCACUUCGGGCCUCACAGCCCUGGCCCUGGGGUUGUAUUGGACCAGUUUGUCUUUAGAGUCCAGGAUGACAAUGACCCACCCAACCGGUCGGGACCACAGACUUUUGUGAUCCGGGUACAUCCCAUAGACAGAUUAGCCCCAGAGCUACAUAGUAGCAGCAGCCUGCACUUAAUAGUUGCAGAACAGCAGGUGACCCCCCUGCGGAGGAAACAUUUGUGUUACACUGAUCAGGAUUCAGGGGACCGUGAACUCCGCUACACGAUAAUCCAGCCCCCAACUGACACUGACACCAACCACCCUCCUGAUGUGUAUGGAGCCCGCCUUGGAUCCCUCGUGCUGACCGAGGAUCACUCUGUGGAAGUGUCCCACUUCACCCAAGCCCAGAUUAAUCAUCACAAGAUCUCGUACCGCCCUCCACAGGAAGAACUGGGGGUGGCUCCUCAUUUGAUUCAGUUCCAGUACCAAGUACAAGAUGCGGCUGGCAAUGCAGCCAAGGGGACUUUCACCAUCUAUCUGCAGCCUGUGGACAACCAGCCUCCUGAAAUCACUAAUACUGGCUUCACUUUGCCUGAGGGAGGCAGCCAUGUCCUUAGUCCAGCUGAGCUGGAUGCCAGUGACACAGACACUGAACUUGCCCAUCUGAGAUUUAUCCUGACCCAGGCUCCUCGGUAUGGCCAGUUGCAGCUUUCUGGGUACAGUCUGGUUCCAGGAGGUGUCUUCGGCCUGGAGGAUAUCAGACAAGGGAGGGUGGUGUAUGUGCACAGUGGAGCUGAGACCAGCAGUGAUAACUGCAGGCUUGAUGUGAGUGAUGGGGUUCAUUUUGUGCCCAUCACACUGAAAAUGAAUGUGCACCCAGUUGAUGAUGAGGUUCCUACACUACGAUUGCCCCCAGGCACACUUGGUUCCUAUCUAGAUGUGCUGGAGAAUGGUGCUGCUGAAAUCACUGCUAAUGUCAUUCAGGGUACAGAUGAGGAUACAGAUGACUUAAUGUUGACCUUCAUUGUAGAGGAUCCUCCUCAGCAUGGGAGCAUCCUGGUUCAAGGAGUGCCUGCAGAGAGAUUUUCCCAGAGAGAUCUGCUGGAUGGUGCUGUGGUAUAUGCUCACACUGGUGGCGAAAUAGGCCUUCUGCCCAAAGAAGAUACUUUCAACCUUACCUUGUCUGACCUGUCUGAGAAGUGGAGCGUCAGGGGCAAUAUUGUCCAAGGAGUUUCAGUCUUGGUGACCAUUCUUCCUGUUGACAGUCAAGCCCCAGAGGUUUUUCUGGGAGAGCAGUUCAUGGUGACGGAAGGUGACAAGCGGGUCAUUACUCCUGCUCACCUCAGGGCUGAAGAUAUGGAUACUCCUAGUGAUGAUAUACUCUGCACAAUUGUUGCUCAGCCCGCAUCUGGGUAUGUGGAGAACAUUUCUCCAGCACCAGGAUCUGAAAAAUCCAGGGCAGGUGUAGCUAUAAGUGCUUUUACCUUGAAAGACCUCCGCCAAAGGCAUAUUUUUUAUGUCCAAAGUAUACAUAAGGGUGUAGAGCCUGUUGAAGACAGAUUUGCUUUCCGCUGUUCUGAUGGCAUUAACUUUUCCCAGAGGCACUUUUUCCCCAUUGUUAUUAUGCCAAUCAAUGAUGAAGAGCCUGAAGUCUUUGUGCGAGAAUUUGUUGUGAUGGAAGGCAUGAGCCUGGUUAUUGACACUCCUAUCCUCAACGCAGUUGAUGCAGACGUACCUGCUGAUGAGUUAAUGUUCACAAUCACUAGGCUUCCCAGGCAUGGCCACAUUGUGAACCAGCUGGUCAAUGGUACUGUCCUCGUGGAAAGCUUCACCUUCGAUCAGAUAACAGAGAGCUCCAACAUACUCUACGAACAUGAUGACUCUGAAACAAAGGAGGACAGUUUUGAGGUGAAACUCACGGAUGGUAAACAUACUGUUAGGAAAAUGGUACUCAUCAUGGUAAUUCCUGUCGAUGAUGAAACACCCAGAAUGGCCAUCAAUGAUGGUUUGGAGAUAGAAAUAGGGGAAACUAGAACUAUUCAUAACAGAAUAUUGAAGGCUACUGAUCUCGAUUCCGAAGACAAAACCUUGACAUACAUUAUAAGAUACGGGCCAGGACAAGGCCUAUUGCAGAGAAUAAAGCCUUCAGGUAGAUUUGAGAAUAUCACCCUGGGAAUGAACUUCACCCAAGAUGAAGUGGAUAGAAACUCGAUUCGAUAUGUGCAUUUUGGCCAAGAAGGAGUUCGUGAUCUUAUCAAGUUUGAUGUGACAGAUGGAAUAAAUCCUCUCAUUGACCGCUACUUUUAUGUGACAAUAGGUAGCAUUGAUAUUGUCUUCCCAGAUGUCAUCAGCAAAGGAGUUUCUUUGAAGGAAGGAGGGAAGGUAACCCUUACUACUGAUUUGCUUAGUACCAGUGACCUGAAUAGUCCAGAUGAGAACUUAGUUUUCACUAUUACCAGACCACCUGUUCGUGGUCAUCUUGAAUGCACGGAUCAGCCUGGGGUACCCAUCUCCACUUUUACUCAACUCCUAUUGGCAGGCAAUAAGAUCUAUUAUAUUCACACUUCAGAAGAUGAGGUGAAAAUGGACAGCUUUGAGUUUGAGGUGACUGAUGGCUAUAACCCUGUGUUUCGUACUUUCAGAAUUUCUAUCACUGAUGUGGACAAUAAGAAACCUGUUGUCACAAUCCAUAACCUGGUGGUGAGUGAAAACGAAUACAAACUGAUAACCCCAUUUGAACUGACAGCAGAAGACAGAGAUACACCUGAUGCAUUGCUAAAAUUCAUCAUAACUCAAAUACCAGUUCAUGGUCAGAUCAUGUUCAAUAACUCCAAACCAGUCACCACCUUUACUAAACAAGAUCUAAAUGAAAAUCUAAUCAGCUACAAACAUGAUGGCACAGAAUCAGUUGAGGAUAGUUUCUCUUUCACUGUCACAGAUGGCACUCAUACUGAUUUCUACGUCUUCCCCAACACUGUGUUUGCAACAAGGAAACCUCAGACUAUGAAGAUUCGAAUAAUGGCUGUGGACAACAGUGUACCUCAAGUUGUAAUAAAUAAGGGUGCUCAGACUCUCCGUAUUCUGGCCACAGGUCACAUGGGGUUUUUGAUUACUAACAAGGUGCUCAAAGUGGAAGACAGGGACAGUUUACAUGUUACUCUUAAGCUCAGAAUCACAGAGGGUCCACGCCAUGGCUUCCUUAUCCACCUCGGGAAAGGCAACCAUAGCAUCACCCAGUUCACCCAAGCUGAUAUUGAUGAUAUGAAGAUCUGCUAUGUUUUACGAGGGGGUGACAAUGCCACCAGUGACAUUUUUCAUUUCAUGGUUGAAGAUGGUGGAGGCAAUAAGCUGAAGAAUCAACAUUUUCGCCUCAACUGGGCAUGGAUCUCCUUAGAAAAGGAGUAUUACUUAGUAAAUGAAGACUCCAAAUAUCUUGAUGUUGUUCUGAAACGGAGAGGUUACCUGGGAGAAACCUCUUUUAUAAGUAUUAGCACCAAAGAUGGUACUGCCAAGAGAGAUAAAGACUUCAGAGGAAAAGCCCAGAAGCAGGUGCAGUUUAAUCCUGGUCAAACCUUAGCUACAUGGCGGGUACGGAUUUUGAGUGAUGGUGAACAUGAACAGUCUGAGUCCUUUCAGAUUGUUCUUUCUGAGCCUGUCAUGGCAGUUCUGGAGUUUCCUGCUGCAUCCACAGUGGAAAUUAUCGACCCAGGAGAUGAAUCAACUGUCUUUAUUCCUCAGUCUACCUAUACUAUUGAAGAAGAUAUUGGUGAAUUAUUUAUUCCAGUAAGAAGAAGUGGAGAUGUGAGUCAGGAACUGAUGGUUAUCUGUUACACACAACAAGGAACAGCAUCUGGCACUGCCCCAACCUCUGUACUUUCUUACUCUGACUACAUAUCCAGGCCUGAGGAUCACAACAGUAUUCUACGUUUUGACAAAGACGAACGAGAAAAAAUGUGUCGGAUCGUCAUCAUAGAUGAUUCCUUGUAUGAAGAGGCUGAGACCUUUGAUGUUUUGCUGAGCAUGCCCAUGGGUGGAAGAAUUGGUACAGAAUUCCCAAGCACUCGAAUUACCAUUGUACCUGACAAGGAUGAUGAACCAGCAUUCUCCUUUGGAAAUGAUGUAUACUAUGUUGAUGAGAGUGCUGGCUACAUUGAGGUGCAUGUCUGGAGGACUGGAACAGAUCUGUCUAAAGCUGCCUCUGUUACAGUGAGGUCUCGUAAAUCUGAGCCAGUAACUGCAGAGGCUGGAGUAGAUUACGUAGGCAUUAGUCGUAAUCUGGAUUUUUCCCCUGGAGUCAAUAUGCAGACAUUUCAUGUGGUAAUUCUGGAUGAUCUUGGACAGCCAGUGUUAGAAGGAACUGAGAAGUUUGAGCUUGUGCUAAGGAUGCCCAUGAAUGCUGCCCUUGGAGAGCCCAGCAAGGCCACCAUCUUCAUUAAUGACUCAGUGUCCGAUUUGCCUAAGAUGCAGUUUAAAGAAUCUGUAUACGUAGGCAAUGAAAAUGAUGGACAGAUUUCUGCCAUGAUAUAUAGGAGUGGGGAUAUCAGAUACACAUCCACUGUGAGAUGCUAUACAAGACAAGGUUCAGCUCAGGUAAUGAUGGACUUUGAAGAACGUCCUAAUACUGACAGUUCCAUCAUCACAUUCCUUCCUGGUGAAACUGAGAAGCCUUGCACACUGGUGCUUAUGGAUGAUAGUUUCCACGAAGAAGAGGAAGAACUACGUCUGGUUCUUGGCACUCCAAGAAGUGAUUCUUCCUUUGGUGCCUCUAUUGGCGAACAAAACGAGACGCUGAUAAAGAUUCAAGAUGAUGCAGACAAGGCUAUUAUUAAGUUUGGUGAGACCAAAUUUAGUGUGAGUGAACCAAGGGACAUAAGGCAAGUAGCAGUUGUAAAAAUCCCAGUGCUUCGUCUGGGAGACACUUCUAAGGUUUCUGUUGUCAGAGUUCAUACAAAGGAUGGAUCUGCUACUUCUGGAGUAGACUAUCACCCUAUAUCAGAAGAAAUUGAGUUUAAGGAGGGUGAAACACAGCACUUUGUGGAAAUUGAAGUUCUCUUUGAUGGAGUAAGGGAGAUGAGAGAAGCCUUCACUGUUCAUCUGAAACCUGAUGAGAACAUGGUUGCAGAAAUACAGACAGCCAAGGCCAUUGUUUACAUCGAAGAAACUAACAGCAUGGCAGAUGUCACCUUUCCCUCUGUUCCUCAAGUUGCAUCCCUUUUGAUAUAUGAUGAUACUUCUAGAGCCAAAGACAGAACCAGACCCAUAGCGGGCUAUCCUGUCAUCUGUAUCACAGCUUGCAAUCCUAAAUAUGAAGACUUUGACAAGACUGGUUCUAUAUGUGCCAGUGAGAACAUCAAUAAUACUCUGACACGAUACCGGUGGCUUGUAAGUGCACCCACUGGCCCUGAUGGUGUGACUAGCCCCAUGAAAGAGGUUGACUUUGACACCUUCUUCACUUCCUCUAAGAUGAUUACGCUUGACUCCAUUUACUUUCAAGCUGGUUCUCGUGUCCAGUGUGCAGCUCGGGCUGUGAAUUCAGAUGGGAAUGAGGGUCUUGAGCUUAUGAGCCCUAUUGUAACUAUAAGCACAUCAGAAGGUCUUUGUCAGCCUCGAAUAUCAGGAGUAGUUGGAGCAGAACCAUUCUCUGCCAAAUUGCGCUAUACUGGCCCAGAAGAUCCUGAUUAUACCAACCUCAUCAAACUGACAGUCACAAUGCCACAUAUUGAUGGCAUGCUGCCUGUUAUUUCUACAAGAGAACUCUCCAACUUUGAGCUGACACUUAGCCCUGAUGGAACUAGAGUUGGCAACCAUAAAUGUUCCAACUUGUUGGAUUACACAGAAGUGAAGACCCACCAUGGUUUUUUAACUGACGCUACCAAGAAUCCAGAUGUGAUCGGAGAGACCAUACCCUAUCAAUACAGCCCAACAAUUAGAGGCUUCAACACCUUGCGCUUCUACCGCAAUCUGAACCUGGAAGCCUGUUUAUGGGAGUUUGUUAGCUACUAUGACAUGUCUGAGCUCCUCACAGAUUGUGGAGGCACCAUUGGGACAGAUGGACAGGUUCUCAACCUAGUACAGUCCUAUGUGACGCUGAGAGUCCCCUUGUACGUCUCUUAUGUUUUCCACUCUCCUGUGGGUGUAGGAGGUUGGCAGCAUUUCGACCUACAGUCAGAGCUCCGUCUGACUUUUGUGUAUGACACUGCCAUCCUGUGGAAGGAUGGGAUCGGUAGCCCACCUGAAGCAGAGCUCCAAGGUUCCCUGUACCCAACGAGCAUGCGUAUUAGUGAAGAGGGGCGCUUGGUUGUCAACUUCAAGACUGAAGCUCGGUUUCAUGGUCUUUUUGUUAUGUCCCAUCCUGCUUCAUCUCUAACUUCCAUGGUUAUGUCAGCUGAUCACCUGAGCCUGACAUUUAGCCUCAGCCUCAUCCGAAGUGAGCCAACCUACAACCAGCCAGUACAGCAGUGGAGCUUUGUUUCAGAUUUUGCGGUUCGAGACUAUUCUGGAACGUAUACCGUGAAGCUGAUAGCCUGUACCACAGCUCCACAUCAGGAGUACAGCCUACCAGUGAUCUGCAAUCCUAGAGAGCCAAUCACAUUUGAUUUGGAUAUCCGAUUCCAGCAGGUCAGUGACCCAGUGGCUGCUGAGUUCAGCUUGAACACCCAGAUGUUCCUCCUCUCCAAAAAGACACUCUGGCUAUCUGAUGGUUCAAUGGGCUUUGGGCAAGAAAGUGAUGUUGCUUUCUCAGAAGGCGAUAUCAUAUAUGGUCGGGUGAUGGUGGAUCCAGUGCAGAAUUUGGGUGAUUCCUUCUACUGUAGCAUCGAGAAGGUUUUCCUGUGCACAGGAGCUGAUGGAUAUGUACCCAAAUAUAAUCCAUCCAACACUGAAUAUGGGUGCCUCGCUGAUUCUCCAUCCCUUCUGUACAGAUUUAAGAUCGUGGACAAAGCUCAGCCAGAGACACAAGCCACAAGUUUUGGAAAUCUGCUUUUUAAUGCAAAACUUGCAGUAGAUGAUCCCGAAGCAAUUCCGUUAGUUAAACAGCCAGGCUCUGAUGGAUUUAAAGUAGACUCAACUCCUCUAUUUCAGGUGUCUUUGGGUAGGGAAUGGUAUGUCCAUACAAUCUACACUGUACGUUCAAAAGAGAAUGCUAACCGCGGCAUUGGCAAAAGAAGUGUGGAGCACCAGUACCACUCACUCUUCAGUGGUGGGAGCCCAGGAACAUCUGCACAGAGACGGCAGAAGAGGGGAAUUGACCAGGACCCAGAACUUGCAAAAGACAUUGGAGUAGAAAACAACCGAGGAACAAACAUACAACACAUAGCACUAGAUCGCACCAGCAAGAAACAGGUGCCUCAAAGGGAGGUUGGAGUCAACGGUGUUCUCCCCAGGGAACUGAAUAACCCAAGAGCAGGAGUCAGCAUAGUCACAAUCAUUGGUGGAGCUGCUGCUGUUUUCCUCACCAUCUGCUUAAUUGCAAUUAUCAUUUUGCUGCUAAAAUGGAAGCAAAAUUCCGAGAAGAAGGAAGCCACAAAGGAAUCAGGCAGCAGUGAACCAAUGAUGCUACCACAUAAUUGCACCAGCGAUAGCUCAGAGGUUUGA